AUGGACAUGGGUUCAAAGUCACAUCAUGCCCAUGACAAGGGCAAGGGCAAGAACAAGGGCAAGGGCAAGUCGAACGCAGCCAAGUCGGCCAAGUCGGCCAAGUCGGCCAAGUCGGCCAAGUCGGCCAAGCCGGACAAGUCGGCCACGUCGACCAAGUCGGUGAAUGAGAGCAGUGGCUCGUCUUCACCUCGUUCGGUUCUGGUCGAUGGUCUUCCUGCUUGGAUGGUUGAUCCGAUGGCUUACGGUGCCAUCACUGCCUCGAGCGACAAGUACAACGUGCCGAGCUUGCCUGGAUCUACGCUCGCAUCAGCUCCUGCCCCUUCUGCUGCUUCCAACUCGCCAGCUUCUCCUGCCGAUCCGGCUUCGGCACGUGAUGCAUCCGCCGCUGCUUCCCCAUCUCGAUGGGAGUCAGAGGCCGAGGAGUAUGCCGUGCACUACCUCCCGCUUGCUGGCCUGGACUCGCAUCACGACCUGUACACUAUUGCCUCGCUGCCGGCCGUGCCUGACGGCGUCUACCCGCGUCUCUCGCUCUCACCAGACCGCAAGCUGCUGCUGGUCUUUGGCGCCCCGCCGCCAGACGCGCCGUCACCGUUGAGCACGGCAGCAGCACGUUCCAACGGCGGCUCAGCGCCGACAACGCCACAAAAGGACCCGACCGCGGCGGCCCGCUCGCGCUCGGCCUCAUCGCCGCCCGAGGCUGUCGCCACCGACAACGAUGUCGAAGGCGAGUCGUCGUCGCGCAAGGCCUCGCUGCCGCGGACAAGCUCACCGCUCGCCCUCGCCUUUUCGGUCUACGAGCUGGUGCCUGGCAACGCGCCACAGCUCCGGCACGUGGUCUCAGAGCUUGCGGCACCGUUUUUCGAUGCCGCCUUUUCGCCCGACUCGCGCCACCUGACGCUGCUCCCGCGGGCCGCGCCGGGCACGCUCCUUGUCUACUCGCUCGCCCACGCCGGGCUUCCGACCUCGCUCGCGGCACGGCAGCUCGGCCUCGCCGGCCCGCUGGCCACCUUUGGCCCGGCCCACGACGCCACUGGUGGCGUCUUCCGCGCCACCCGCAUCGCCGUCAACGCUGCCGGGCCCGACGCCGGCACCGCUGACUACGCCACCUGGGGCGAAGACGGUUCGGGCCAGUACGUCCUGUGGCAGGUCCACCCGCGGACCGCAGGCGCGAGCGUCCACCUCGGUCCUCUCAAGGCGCCGCUCAUCGAGACCCGCCUCUGGCGGCCGAGCAUGUUCCCCGAGGCCGCGCCCGAGGACGCCGACACCCCCAAGGUCUACCUCGUCGACCUCGCUUUUGAGCCGCACUCAGGCCUCGCCCUCGGCGGCCUGGUCAUUCAUGACAACUUUGUCCGCCCCUGCGCCAACGGUGUCGGCAUCGAGACCAUCUUUGUCCACCCGAUGCAGCCAGCCAUGGCGAGCUCCGACCCGAACCCACCGCCAGGCACCGUCUCGGCCUUUGACCUCCAUCGCGCCGAACUCCUCGCCUCCUCGCCGCUCUCCUCCUGGUUCAAGAUCGCCAACGAGCCCGAGGUCGCCGCCUGGGCUCGCUUCCGCUGGUCGCGCCCGUUUGUGGUCGGCGCGUCGUCGGCCUCGGCCCUCGCUACCGUUGCAGGCAAAGGCGUCUUUGAGCUGGUCGACAUGCACUUUGGCUCGGCCUUUGACCCGCCCGGCUUACCCUCGUGGUCUGCGCACGUCCGCGAUGUUGUCCAGCUCGGUGAGUUUGUCCGCAUCGCCGUCCUCGACUCAGGCAGCCUCGCCGCGCUCGUCGCCUCGCCGUUUGUGUCAUCGGCCCACCCGCGGUGGUCGGCCGUCUUUGGCCUCGAGUCCCGCGUCGGUGCCAUUGACUCGGCCGCCCACCCGCUCGCCCCGGGCCGCGCCCGCCCGCUCUUCUCUGCACCCGACGGCUCCAUCGGUCCGGACAUCGAAGCCACUCUCGCGCCCGAAGACAUGCUCGCCCUCCGCGCAGGCAUCGGCCACGCCAUGGGCUACUUUAUCUCCUCGCUCUGGGACGUCAAUCUCUCGCUCUACUCGGACGCCAAACUGGCGGUCUACUUUGGCGGCGCGCCCGCGAGCCUCGUCGCCGACGCCCGCGCCGCCCACGGCGCCUGCGCCGCUCACACCGAGAGCCACAACACCACCGCCCAAACGCGCCAGCGCAAGCGUGCCAAGGGCCGCAAGCGCUACAACGCCGCCUCGCGCAGCGACGAGCUCGCUCUCGCCUCCAUCGCCUCGGGCAGCGGCCCCGGUGCCCUCUUCCCGCCACCGCGCCACGCCAUGCGCGCCUCGCCCGUCGGCAAGCUCCUCACCACAGCCGCCACUCAGGCCAUCGGCAUCCACCUUCCGCAGUGCGCCGUCUGUGGCGUCGUCCUCCUCGAGCCGCAAACUUGCGGCGCCUGCCUCAACGCCUACUACUGCUCAACCGCAUGCCAGAGCCGCCACUGGCCCUACCACCGCGCCUACCAGUGCUCUUCCCCGGCUACGCGCUAG
This is a messenger RNA of Thecamonas trahens ATCC 50062, 2487 nucleotides long. RefSeq lists its product as uncharacterized. Bases 1 to 2487 code for a protein of 828 amino acids. The record is from RefSeq and is a predicted model, not a curated record. The transcript is spliced from 2 exons. Lineage: Eukaryota; Apusomonadida; Apusomonadidae.